AACAACCACAACCACUCCAACAACAACCAUAACUCCAACGACCACAACCACUAUAACAACAACCACAACUCCAACAACAAUCACUCCAUCAACAUCCACAACUCCAACAACCACAACUCGAACAACCACAACAACUCCAACAACCACAACAACUCCAACAACAACCACAACUCCAACAACCACAACCACUCCAACAACAAUCACAACUCCAACAACCACAAUCACUCCAACAACAACCACAACUCCAACAACUACAACCACUCCAAAAACAAUGACAACUCCAACAACCACUCCAACAACAACCAUAACUCGAACAACCACAACCACUCCAACAACAACUACAACUCCAACAACCACAACCACUCCAACAACAUCCACAACUCCAACAACCACAACUCCAACUUCCACAAACACUCCAACAACAACCACAACUCCAACAACAAUAACUCAAACAACCACUCAAACAACAACCACAACUCCAAAAAUUACUGCAACAACAACCACUCCAACAACUACAACUCCAACAACCACAAACACUCCAACAACAACCACAACUUCAACAACCACAAACCCUCCAACAAAAACCACAACUCCAACAACAACUACAAUGACUCAAACAAAAAUAACUCCAAAAUACACUGCAAUAACAACCACAACUCCAACAAUCACAUCAAUUAUAAAACCAAUAUCUAAAGCAACACCCAUAUUAUCAACAUUGCCAACAACAACAACAGCAGCAUCAACAUUGACAAUGCCAACAAUUGAAAUAUCCAAAAGACCAACAUUGAAUUUGACUACAACAAACAAAAUUACAACAAAACCUUCAUCCAUAAUGCCAACUACAAAACAGUCAUUAAACUCUAUACCACCAUUAUCAAGAACUCCAACUGCAAUAACAACAGGUAGAACUACAACCAUACUAAACAACAGCAACAACGUCAAAGACGUCAACAAACACAAAAAUUAUAACAACAUCUACUACAUCGUCAACUACUACUACAAUAACUACAUCAACAAUGACAACAAACAACCAUAAAUUAUAACAACAUCUACUACAUCAUCAACUACUACUACAACAACUACAUCAACAAUGACAACAAACAACCAUAAAUUAUAACCACAAGAACGACUCCACUGCAUGAAAACCACCAAAUUGUAUUCAAUAGCCACAUAUCUAUAAUGGACAACCACCAUUACUCAGGGAUGGGGUAAAGGAAUAUUGUAAUUAGCUGUAUUUUUAUAAAGAAAUUGGAUGUAUUUGUAAUUGACUUUGCUUUCAGUGACAAGUAAUUGAAUGUAUUUGUUGCUGAAUAUAUUCCUAUAAAGUCAAGUUUUUUCAAUUACUCUUCAAUUACAUUCUUCAUUCAAACUUAAGAAAUGCAAGUGUCUGAUAAUAAUGGCAUUAGACUGUUUCACUGUUUGUCAUGGGGUGUUUAUGCAAUAAUUAGAUGUCCUAUUGUCUAUAUACUUGAUGCAUAAAUUACAUUCAGAACUGAACAUGUCCCAGAAAUUAUCCAUCUGGAAAUUUUGAAGCCAGAGUUUUAGCAGAAUUCCUCAGAAAGCUUGAAGAUGAAUCAAAGGGUUAAGCAUGCAGGCUUCAAAGUCAUGUCUUCCAAGACAUAUUGAAAUAAACUUCAGUAAUUGAAAUGUAUUUAAUUACAUUCUUCAGAGUAAUUGAAAGUAAUCAAUUACAUUGAUUAAAAUUGAUGUGAUUGUAAUAGCAAAUAAUUGAAAAAAUUAUCAAUGUAACUGGAAGUAUUUAAUUACAUUUUCAUUGUAAUUGAUCCCAUCCCUGCUACCACAACUGUCAGAAUUGCUAAUAUUACUGCUACCAUAUAUACACACAUGUCAAUCUUAACCACAAAGCAAACAACAAUCAUUAUUGCAACCCAAAAAUAACGGCUACCUCAUAAGUAUCAGCCAAUGACUGCCCAACAAUACUGUGCAGCUCCACAGUAUCUGACAAUAUCAACAGCUCCUGGUAAGGAGAGUGCAUAAUGGAAAACGUCACAUUGGAUUUUUGUGUAGAUCUGUAGUUUUACUGUAUAUAGACAGCAGAGGUAAAUACCAUUAAUUUUACAAAUUUUGGUGUGUUCGUGUUAUUUAAAUGUUUAUGAUUAAUGUACAGUUGUACAAAUGUAAAGUGAUAAUUCUUAUCAAUAUGCAAUACAUGUAUAUCACAUAAUUUAUGUAUGGACUAGAAAUGUUUUAAGUGAAAUUUACUUUAAAUGCACUGAGCAGUAUCAUUUCUUCUCUUGAUUUCAUUAUAAUCUACAACUCAUUUGUUGCAUCAAUUUGAUGUUCUCAUCAAAUUUAUUAUGUUUUGUAAACAGGAAUAACUAUCAUGAACAUUUUUUAGCUGUAUUUUAGUUCAUUUAUUUCAAUUAAUACUGAUGAACAAUAAAAAUUGUACAGAAA
Molecule: messenger RNA, 2418 nt
Organism: Ostrea edulis (European flat oyster)
Lineage: Eukaryota; Metazoa; Mollusca; Bivalvia; Ostreida; Ostreidae
Product: salivary glue protein Sgs-3-like
Exons: 1
Coding region: 272-1036 (254 amino acids)
Source: RefSeq, a predicted model, not a curated record